Triplophysa rosa is the source of this 1445-nucleotide messenger RNA. Its product is annotated as fucolectin-like. The transcript has 7 exons. NCBI's taxonomy places the organism in Eukaryota, Metazoa, Chordata, Actinopteri, Cypriniformes, Nemacheilidae. The coding region runs from base 80 to 754 and encodes 224 amino acids. The record is from RefSeq and is a predicted model, not a curated record.
GACAUGUGAAACAGAUCGCAGUACAUGCUGAAUAUCUCUUCUCUUCUCUAUUCUCAUAUUCGUUUUCUUCAGCGGUGACAUGGACAAACUCAUUCAUCUGAUCUUACUCUCUGGUCUUCUUUGUGUUUCAGGAAGUUUAGCAGGGAAUUUAGCAUUGAAAGGAACAGCUACACACUCAUCCACAUAUUAUGACUGGGCAGCUCAAAACGCCAUAGAUGGUGUAAAAUACGGAGAUGCGUACUGCUCUUCUACAUCAUCUGAUAGUAACCCAUGGUGGAGGUUGGAUCUCUUGGAUGCUUAUAGCAUUAGUACAGUGAUCAUCACUGCUCAUGACAACUAUUUGGGUGAAACCACUGGAGCAGAGAUCCGUAUUGGACACUCACUGGACAACAAUGGAAACAACAAUCCCAUAUGUGCUGUAACACCUGAUCCUCUACCUGGUAAUACUGUCAGUCUCUCAUGUAAUGGGAUGGAGGGACGUUAUGUGAAUGUGGUCAGGUCUGGACGUACAUCUUAUCUCACUCUGUGUGAAGUGCAGGUCUAUGAAACAGUUUCACACAAGAGAAAAACCUUUCUGAGGCUGAAAUUUUCCUCCAGUGUUGAUGUAGCUGCUGAGAGUGACAAAAUCCUCCAUCAGCUGCAGUCUGCUCUGGCAUCACACAUCUCUGAUUUUAAUCUGUCCUGGACACAACUACCUGAGAAAGAAGAGAAACGAAUGGAGGACAGAGGUCGUUGUGUCAAAACACCUGCCUGAGAGGUACAGAAGAUCUUAUUUCACAGAUUUCAUCGUCCAAGCUGUUAUCACUUCUAUAUGUUUCAGCGUAAAACAAUUUUCACAUAAAAAGAGUUUAUCUGAAAGAGACUGUGGAUAGUUUUGCUUUAAAUUUCAUUUUCAUAAUUCAUUCAUUGAUAACUGUUAGGAUUUAGAGUUUGUAAAGAGGUAUAGAUAAACAAAUUUCAUGGACCACGGUGGGCCCCUAUUCACUAAACAUCUUAUGCACUAGAAGUUCUCCUAAACAGCAGUAAAAGUUUUUAGUUAAGAGUUUUCUUAUGAAACCUAUUCACAACGCAGAAGAGAGCAUCUUUUACCAAGGAGCAGAGAGAACUCUUAAGCUAAGAGAAAGGGCAUUGCAGUGGAGAAAGGGCAAGCUUACUGACUAUGACCACAGUGAUUGGCUGAUAGAGGAUUUUAAAAUAAAAAUGUAGUCAUAUUCAAAUAAGUAUUUUAUUUUUUAAUGCGAUGUUCAAGUUAAGAUUUUGAAAUAUGAGCUAAGUUACUAAUUAAACAAGUAUAUGUUUGAGCUACAAUGUUAUCUUAAACUAUACUGUAUAUUACAAACAUAAUUGUUGUCAAUGUUGACAUAAUGUAUAAGACAAUGUACUCGACAUUGUGAUCCUGUAUAAAACUACAAAUAAAUAAAAAAUUGUUGUGUGAUUUCUAUGAA